GCUCAAAGAUCCCGUUCACCUACACUCCAAAAUAAGGUCAUUUACGUUGCCCUAGAGAAGAAUGAAGAAAUGAAACAUGUGCUCACACACUGUGAGAGGGGUAGCUUAUACAUGGCUCUCAACACUCUGAAGGCCCUCAAAGAAGAUAUAGAAACCAAGCAAGGCAAAGAAAUGCUGGUGCGUGGCACGGAAGGAAUCGAAGGGUACCUAAACCUUGGAAUGCCCCUCAGUUGUUUUCCUGAGAGCUGCCACAUAGCGAUUACGUUUUCCCAAAGUAAAAAUAAGCAUAAAGAAGAGAACCAAGUAUUUGGCCGGCAUGAGGAGGCAUAUGCUGAUUGUAUCAAGUUUUACAUUCAUGCAAUUGAAAAGAGAAGUAAAAAGAUUGUGAAAUGCGGAGAACUUCACAAAGAAGGUUGCAAACUCUGUGUUUAUGCUUUCAAAGGAGAAACCAUCAAGGAGGCUCUGUGCAAGGAUGGCAGAUUUCUCUCCUUUCUUGAGAGUGAAAAUUGGAGACUCAUUAACAACCUGGAUUCCAUUUUGGAAAACACACAGCCCGUCGAUGAAUUAGAGGGAAAGCUCUUUCAGGUUGCGUUUGAGAGAAAAAUGGGCCUUAGAGCAGCAGCCACUUCGCAUUGCGAGUCAGAGAAGACAAAGGCCUGUGUGUUGAAAGAACAAAUUGUGGCCCAGUACCCCAGUUUGAAAACGGAAAGUGAAAAAAUCAAGGCAAACUUCAAAAAGAAAAUGAAAAACAAAAGGGAAAAAAAAAUAAAGGGGAAAGAAUUAUUUAUGGUGCAUAAGACAAACUUUGGGAAACUGACAAAAAACUCUACUCCUGUUAAAGUAGUCAAAUGUCUCUCACGUCUCAGUGACUCAGUUGGAUUUAUUUUCUGGGACAAUAAUGGAAAUAGCGGCUCUGCCACCUGCUUCGUUUUCACAGGAUUAUUCAUUUUCACAUGCCGACAUGUAAUAGAUGACAUUGUAGAAGGAAUCGACCAAGAGAAGUGGGCAGACAUAAUUGGUCAAUGUGUAAGGGUGACAUUUACUUAUGAAGAGUUCCCAGAAAAAGAGAACUGCUUUUCUGUUGAACCUUGGUAUGAGAUCUCUGAUACAGAUUAUGACUAUGCUGUCCUGAAACUGAAGGAAAAUGGGGAACAAGUGCCUGUGGGUCUAUAUAAUGGAAUUGCUCCUUCACCACUAAGUGGCUUGAUAUAUAUUAUUGGCCAUCCAUAUGGGGGGAAAAAGUCCACUGAUGGAUGUUCUGUGAUCCCUCAGGGUCAACGAGAACAGAAGUGUCAGGAACACAUUCAGGCUAGAAUAGAGGAGGGUUCUACACAGUAUAUCCAUAUGUUCACUCAAAGAAGCUUCUCAGAAAUUCACAGACCGGAUGUGAUUACCUAUGACACCACUUUUUACUUUGGGUCUUCUGGCUCUCCAGUGUUUGAUUCA
Messenger RNA from Tupaia belangeri chinensis (Chinese tree shrew), 1446 nucleotides. Its product is annotated as protein FAM111A-like. Lineage: Eukaryota; Metazoa; Chordata; Mammalia; Scandentia; Tupaiidae. Gene Ontology annotation, cellular component: nucleus; chromatin. Gene Ontology annotation, biological process: DNA replication. The record is from RefSeq and is a predicted model, not a curated record.